ACUAGUUUAGCAGCACAUUGCAAUUGAACGAGAAUACUGCUUCACACACAUUUUGUGCACAGCUUCUAACACGGAACCCAAAUCGGCUGCGCGCAAGCACCAUCGUGCAUAAAGGUAUUUUGUCCCCCCACACCAAACGCGAUCACAACGCGCAGGUUAAAAUAUCAAAACAAACUCUGAACCAAUUGCAUUAAUUUGGGGACAGGUCGAAAAGCAUUAAACAUGUAUGGCAAUUUAGCUAGCUAGCUUGCGCAUGUUAGCUAAUUUGUCAUAUUUAGCUAGCUUGCUGUUGCUAGUUAAUUUGUCCUGGGCUAUAAACAUUGAGUUGUUAUUUUACCUGAAAUGCACAAGGUCCUCUACUCCGACAAUUGAUCUACACAUAAAACGGUAAACCGAAUCUUUUCUAGUCAUCUCUCCUCCUUCCAGGCUUUUUCAUCUUUGAACUUAUAUGGUGAUUGGCAUCUAAACUUUCAUAGUAUUACCACAACGACCGGCAAAACAGUUCAUCUUUCAAUCACCCACGUGGGUAUAAGCAAUGAGGAGAUGGCACGUGGGUACCUGCUUCUAUAAACCAAUGAGGAGAUGGGAGAGGCAGGACUCGCAGUGCGAUCUGCGUCAGAAAUAGGAAUAACUUCUAUUUUAGGCCUUGGCAACGCAGAAGCUCGUUGGUGCAAUAAUUGAAUAACAUGGAUUUCUACAUUUACUUUGCAACGCUAGCGCACGCGACGUGUCCAGUCUGGUCAUGUAAUGCCACAUAUCAAAUGAUCAUGACUGAAACAUGAGUGAUUCUAAUCACACCAUAUAAUUCAAAAGGCUUUAUUGGCAUGGGAAACACAUUUUGUACAUUGCCAAAGCAAGUGAAAUACAGUAGAUAAAAUAAAAGUGAAAUAAACAAUAAAAUAUUAACAGUAAACAUUACACUAACAAAAGUAUCAGAAGAAUAGAGCCAUUUCAAAUGUCAUAGUAUGGCUAUGCACAGUUAUAACGAUGUGCAAAUAGUUACAGUACAAAAGGGAAAAUAAAUAAACAUACUGUAAAUAUGUGUUGUAUUUAUAAUGGUGUUUUUUCUUCACUGGUUGCCCUUUUCUUGUGGCAACAGGUCACAAAUCUUGCUGCUGUGAUGGCAAACUGUGGUAUUUCACCCAAUACAUUUGGGAGUUCAAAUUCUUUGUGGGUCUGUGUAAUCUGAGGGAAAUAUGGGUCUCUGAUAUGGUCAUACAUUUGGCAGGAGGUUAGGAAGUGCAGCUUAGUUUCCACCUCAUUUUGUGUGCAUCAUUUAUGGGCUUCUCUCUAAUGUUAAACAAAGUGGCGGGUCAUUUUUGACCAUUAAGACAACAAGGGUUAAGCUUUCUGCCAAUAUCAGAUAUGUCUAUGUCCUGGGAAAUGUUCUUGUUACUUACAACCUCAUGCUAAUCGCAUUAGCCUAUGUUAGCUCAACCGUCCCGUGGAUGGGACACCGAUCCCGAAGAAGUUUUAAAAAGAUAAGAGUAGAUUACUACUGAAAUAGAUAGGCCUAAAUGGGCUGCCAACUGAGCCAGAAAUUUCCCCCCAAAAAUGCCUCUAAAAUACAACAUUGGAAUUAUAUUUAGCAUAAAUUUAGUGUACAUAAAUAAUUAGCCUAAAUGUAAGUGCAGCCUAGGUUGUGUAUUGGCUACAGCCUCAUGUCCACACCGAUGCUGACAUGAGGGAGGCAACAGAAAAUAUAGCCAAACAGACUUUUAAUUAAAUAAAUAUCGGCUAAACGCCAGUUAUGUGUGACAACUAUAAUGUAGGAUAAUUAACAUUAAAUCACUAUGAAUGACCUAUAAGUCCUAGAGUAGACCCAUCCUAGCAUUAAAAAAAAAAUACAAUUGGGAUGGUGAUGAAAAAGGUUAGUCUUGAGCCCUGCUAACAUUGGCCAGAAAGUUUAAGUCAAAGGAAAACGAGAGCGGUGAGGACAGAGAGGAACCGAUUAACUCCAUUACUGACUAUCAAAUUAUAAUACUAGUGAAUGAUUCAUUAAUAGUAGAAUUAAACUCCCUUGAUGUACUGGAUUCAUGAUGGAUCUCUCUUUCCUUUCCAUCUUGCUCCAGAGGGAUGGAUGACUGGGACAUCAGGCUGCAGCCACACAUUACUUUCCUUUUUUGUUUUAUAAAAGCCAAAAAUAAUACUGUUGGGGCUUUUCGAUUUUGUACUCCAGUUGAUAAUACAAUUAUCUUCAUCAGUUUACUAAGAACAGGCAGCAAACUGAUUGGGCAGCUUUUAGGCAGUGGGAUUAGUUUAGCUUCCUUCCACAACUGUGAACAAACACACUCAUUUUGGCUUUGGUUAAAGAUACAGCAAAUGGGGGAGGGGGCAAUACAGUCUGCUACCAUUCUCAAUAGUUUCCCAUCAAGGUUGUCUAUUCCUGGUGGCUUAUUGUUAUUCAUGAUAACAAUAGCCUACCACCUCUCCCACAUGGACUUGACCAAAUUUAAAACAGCAAUCCUUCCCUUUCAUUAUAAGGGUUCACUUUUCAAUGUUGUCAUUUCACUUGAGUUUUUCUGCUUUACUAUUGAAAGUCAUUGAAAUAAUUGGCAAUAUCAGAAGGUUUGGUUAUAAAUGAACCAUCAACUUCAAUGAACAUUGGAGCUUAAAUUGGGUUUUCUGCCCUUGAUAUCAUUUAAGGUAGUCCAAAGUAUUUUUCCAUUUCUUUAUGUCAUUUAUCUUGGCUUACAAAUACCCCCAGUGCUGCAUCUGGAUUCCCUUCCUCAUACACAUUAGACCAACAUUAAUGAUUUACAUCUUCAACAAAAGAGUCAUGAGAAAACAUUUUGUAUGAUCUCUUAUAAACUACGUUAGGCCCACCCUUUGGCUUUUCUUGUUAUUGCCACAAGGUUAUGGUCACUACAGCCAAUGGGAACUGAUCCAAAUACUGACUUAGCACUUGGCAGCCUAUAGCAGCACCCCAAAACAAAAGGCUUUAGAUGAGGCAGGUGAACUUGCAACCACAACACUUCAACAUAAGGUCCUCUAAGCUUUACAGGAAUAUGUAUCUUAACAUAUACAGCAAGACCUCCCCCAUAAGAAUUCCUGUAGAUGUUAUGUCCUUGUAUUGCUACUGCUAUAUAAAAGGAAUUAUCUAAGUAAGUUUCAGAGAUGGCCAUUGUGUGAAUGUUAUCCGAUGUUAGCAAGUUAUCGAUUUCAUGAACCUUAUUUUUAAAGCUACAUAUAUUAAUAUGGGCUAUUCUUAGCCCUUAGGUAGCUCACCCAAAAAUAAACAUUCUUUAGCUUAUAGAGUCAGUCAAUCAGGGACUUGUGUGAGUUGGUGUGUGUGAUGUGCUGAAGCUACUGACCCAGAAGUGUGGCUCUCACUCCUCCCAGGCUUUUGAGAGGGAGGGUGGACAAUGAGCUUUUCGUAGAAGAUGUAAGCAAUGUCCUCGUGAUCUCUGGCAACUUUCAUAGCUGGGAUAAGUUCUUUCUGCACAUCUUCAUUGAGGAAGAUGGUUCCUCUCAAGUUCUUGCCUCUCUCCAGAACAACCGUCUUGUCCUUGAACCUGACAACUAUUGGCCUGGGUCUGUCACCUGGGCUGGUUACAGGUUUUCCAGACCUGUGGAGAGUCUGGUAACAGUGUUACUCCUCCUGGGUUGUCCCUCUAGACAAGUCUGUUUUCCCAGUCAUCUGUAAUAAUAAUUCACAGACAGUGCUUAUGUCAUCUUGCUGCACGUUUCUUUCAGGACAUGCACCUCUACCUGGGAGAACUCUGAACUGUUCUUAGGUCUUGGACCUAUCUGGUCAGAUCAUCCAUUAUUUUGUUAGUUGAGCCCAGCAGUAUUUGAACAAAGAUAAGUUCGAUCCCAGGUCAACACACAGACAAUGUUUAAUAAGAGUUUAGAUACCCUUUACUUGAGGCCUCAGGGGUUUACAAAAGUUCAGCAAACAAACGGCCCACACAAACACUCAGUCCUAUGAUUAAAUCCUGGCUGCUGCUAAGGUAGAACAAAAAUGAGCACCACCACUGUGCAUUGUCCAUCCAUUGGGUGUCCACUUGUAUAUUUUUUUUAGGGGGUAGAUUGCCCGUCGCAUCACUCUGUCAUUGGUACAUGCUGCCUCGCCACUGGCACAAAGACCAGAGCAGGGGUGAGAGGCCAGCAUUCUCUCUGUAGAACUUAAUCUUCAUUCACUCAGUUCAGGAAAGACCGUCUGGGCUCUGUCCUCCAUCGCCCCUCUAGGUGACAGCAUGGCUCUGUUGCGGUCGUCUAGCGGUGGCAUGGCAGCAGUCUCGGUAAUAAUGGAUGUUCUCAACAUCAGAAGAAGGGCUGAAGUGAGCUGGGAGCACCUUUUUGUACAGGGAACAUGGCUCCUUAAGGGCAUUAGGCUCAGGUGUGUAAAUUAGGGGUAUGCCGAUCCCCAUGGAGACCAGCCAAAUGGGAGGACACUAUAAUUAGGAGACACACAAAAGAAUGGCACAGAACACCAAGGAAAGCAAAGGCUAAAAUAAUGUAUGCCAAUAAAGAUAGUAGAUGUAGAAUAAAGAUCCCUGCAAACUCAAAAUAAAUAAACACAAAAUGGGCUGGUCUCCAGUUAGGGGGAAACAAGGGUGAGCAACACGUGUCAGCUAUUUUCCUGUUGCUGUGACAAUUGUUUGUAGACAUAUUUUUGUUGAUUUAAAAGAUCACUCACCUGUGAUAGCGAAACACUGUCCCCUCCGUUACUCCAACCUUCUUUAACUUUGGGCGGCAUGGUGGUAGUAACGUAGACUAACACUGGUACUCCACGCAAUACCAGCCAGCACAGCUCGCAGGGCCAAUGGAAACAGCAACAAACAGCAGAGAUUCAACAGCUACAAGUCUGGGACUAUCCACGGUAGCGGGUUGUGUUCAAACUGACAAGGAAACCUGGCUAGCUUGCUAGCUAGCAGCUAGGCUAGCUGCUUUGCCAAGCACCAGCUCUUCAGACUUUAUGGUUUGGCAGUGUCCUGGGAAAGAUAGUAGUUUUUUCAAGGAAAAAUCUUUUCAGAAACAUUCAAAACAGCAAACUGAGCGCUCUCUUGUUCCGCAUUCAGCAUGCGUUGCACUCUGAUGAAGUCCGUACUGUCUCCCCACUGUCUAGCCAACUGGAAUCAAUUGAGAACAGCACUUUGUCCUUGCUGUAGGCCUGUUUUUUUUUACAGGUUGUCAGUAACUGUCUGUAUCUUCUUACAGACGGCCAUAGAUGGGUAAGGCUUAAUUUGCUUUUCUUACAAAUUUUAAUUCAGGUAUGAAAAAACUGUGAUUGUCAUUGACUGUGUGUGUGUUUGAGAGAGAGAGAGAGAGGCUUUAGCCACAUAUUGCUGAUACUUAUGUUGCACUUAUGUUGCUUCUAUCAAUACAGAGGUAGUAUCACAUCGGGCUGAGCACAGGCCUAGGUACUUAUGCUCUGAUCAUGGCAGCAGCAAAAGCCAUGAAGACUGUGGAAGUGAUGAUUGCAUGGCAAUUUUCUGGACUGGUUGCACUGUUGGGCUUCCUAGUACUUGGACUGUCUUUUUAUCCAUCUCAUGUGGCAUUAUCUUUGGAGCUGGAGCUAUGUUACUGGUCAUGAGAACAAGAGUCGGAUCAGCUGUAGAGAUGGGUUUAACUGGUCUGGUAAAUGGCAAUGGGAUCCAGAAUAGGGGAGCAGUACUAGAAUCUACUUUGAUGAAAGUGGGACCAAAGGGGCUUUGUGUCAUGGGACUGAUUCUCAGCUUCUCCUUAUUACCCUUGAGACGGCAAAUAAAGAGGCCAACGACAACUACUCAGAUUGGACUGUUGCUGUUAUUCAAGGCUGUGGCAUUCAUGACUAUGCGUAUAGGAGUUUGGCUGGUAGUGUUUACAAGGUCUGCUGGGGGUGUCCUGCCUUCCAUUCCUUUAGCAGGCAUUUUUCUGUUACCUAUAGCUGGUCAUCUGACCUUUUUGGCAGAGAUUAUCUUGGGGAAACCAAGUACAGUUGCAGGGAAUUGAGCCCUGUGUGGACAGUUUGUCGGUUUGGCAGUAUUCCUGUUCGGACUGAGUGCUGAGGAAGGCAGUCACCCUCAGUUUGAAACAUCCAUGACACAAGGGUUAAUACUGCAGUGAUGCUAGUUAGGGUGGUUGGCUCUGUUCUGGGGGCAGUUUCAGUUACUUCCAUGGAGGCAGACAGCUGGCUGGGUGAGUUUAUCUCUUAUGAAGGUUGUGGUGCUCAACAACAUACAGGUGGAUAUGUCACUGGUCGGCCAUGAAGGAGACUCAUACCUUAUUACUGGAAGAGCGAUAGGCGAUAGGGCAUGGCUGGGGCAUCGGGGGUGUCUCUAGAAGCAGUUGUUAUGGUCGUAUGGGAAACAACAUUCAUAGAUGGGACUUGGGCUGGCAGUUUUUGGGUCAGUGAUUGGCACCAUUUUGGGAGACCUAACAGUGACAUUGAGCAAAGUAGAUACAGCUCUGGUGCGAACGCUAGCCUUGCCAAUACUAGCGUUUGCUUGGAUGAGGAGAACAUAGUUCAGCUGCCUUGGCUUUAGCGGCAUUAGGGGCUAUGGUGCUGGGAGCAGCAGAACUACUAACAACUGAACUGGGGUCAGCUGGCUGGACUGGAAAUAUACUGUUUACAACCAUUCGUAUUGGAUGUCACUGGAUGUCACUCUGAUCAUGCUCCCUCAAAAACUAUUUCUGAGUCUAAUUCGUCAAAGUGUACUUAUACAAUGACAAAUAUGUUGUCAUUUGAGCUGCCUUCUUUUAUUCAAACCCAUUUAGACAACUGCACAGGCACUUGAACUCUAUUACACUUAUGAAAGAAAGCAAUUGAUGAAUAAAGAUUAAUACAUUACUACUAUAUCUUUAUCUCAUUUUACCUUCACACACCAGUAGGGUGUGGAUGAAUGACAGGACAGGGGCAGGGAGGAGUCAUGGCAGAUGCCAGACAAAGGAAGAACAGCGAUGCUCUUGUGAGUGUUGAUAGUCAUUUGAUGUAGUAGAGAUCCUGGAGAUUAGUAUGAACAGAAUGAUGGGAGAAUUCGUGGAACAGUUAAUGGGUAUAUCCUGUUCUAGUCAGCCUCUCAAAUAGGGAGCAGAGGAGUACUUCACCUGUAUUACACACAGACAGAGCUAGAGUCUCACCUGAGACAAAGGGCUGGAGGAGAGGCUGCACUGUAAUCGCUGGAAGAAGAGGGAACUCAUCUACUGUACACUGAGCUUCCUGUAUCAUCAUGGUUCCAUCAAGGCUGAAGGCCAGGAGCCCCAUGUUGGAAGCAGUUCUGGGCUUUGUCCUGGGAGUGGUGGGAGGCUGUGUGCUGGGGGCCACUGAGGAGCCAGUGAAUGAGGCUAUGUCAGUGAUGACCUCAGGGGCCCUGCUUAAGCAUGUGUCUGACGGAGUCCAGACUGUGGGGCCCUUGGGACUGGGUACCCUCCUGGGAGCAACGGCACUAACCACAGUCAUGACUUCAGUGGUGGCUGGAGUCAUAUUCGCAGUGGCUAUGGCUUCCGUAUUGCUGGGUGCCAGGAGCAGUGGUGGUGGAGCAUCCCAGGCAGAAUCUGUGGUUGUGUGGAUCGCAGUUGGACUGGCUGGCGCUUUCGGGACCACAGCCAGUGGAGCAACACUUGGAGUCAUCAUUGAGGCAGUCGUGGAGGGCUCAGGGUUGGUGGGACUUCUCUUGGCACUGAGCAUAUUCACCCUGCUCAAACCUGCUUUGCACUUCCUUCUCAAGUUCAUAUGGAGACAAGGAGAGUCCUGUGUCCGCCUGGGACAGAGCUCUCUGGAGGCCAGGGAGAGAGAGCUAAGAGAGAUGGAGGCGAGGGAGGUGAAGAAGAGAGACAGAGUGACAGUGGAGAUUGAGCAGAUGAUUGUCACAUUGGACAAGGAAGGACAGAGGACAGAGGGCCUGGAGCAUAGAGCAAACUGGGAGGCACAGCGCAGAGAGAGAAAUGAGAUGGGGAGAAAGAGGAGAGAAUGGACGGAGGAGGUAAAUGAGCAAAGGACCAUUCAAGAGCAGAUCAACAAAGUGGUAGUGAAAUACAUGGAUUUCCUGGCAUUUUCAGGUAUACCCAUGACUAUGACCGCCAUGGUCACAGCAGGAUUUGGGGUGUUUGGAUUCGGGGACUACCGGUUUGUGUUUGUGGUCCUUUUAGCUUUGGUCCUGUUCAUGUCCUUCAUGUUCAUGAAAUCAUCAAAUUUUUACUUCUGGAUGUUCGCAGGGUGCAUGGGAAUGUUUGCCACGUUUGCCAUAGCGGUGCUCACUGUGCACGCACAUCAGGAAGUGGUGUCGGAAUCUAUCAAAAUGCGCAGGGUUGGUCAGGAUAUAUCAAGAGGGAACAUUAGCACCCAGAUGAACCACAGAUCUUCUCUAGAGGCCUUGGGCGCAGGAUUUUUUGUGUCAAAGCUAUAUCAGCUAGGCUUAGGGGCUACCAUAGGAGGCCCUUUGGGCAGGGGGGAAGAUAAGGGGAAGGUUAUCGUAGGAUCAGCUGGGUUGGCAGUGGUCAUUCUGAUAGUAGUGAGGGUCUCUUCCCCUGUAGUGCUGGGAGCGGGAGGGACCUCAGGGGCACUGUUAGGGGUGGUAGGGGCAGCAGGGGUGUCUGUUGGGGCCACAGCAUCAGUGGCAGUGGGGUGGUCCACAUGGGCAGGUACGCUAGGGACUACAGCAGGGAUGGUUUUAGGAGCGUUGGCGAUGGGUAAGUGGCACUUUGUCAACAUUGGAUUGCAGAUGCCGGUGGCUUAUAUCUUUUCUAUGACCGAUCUUUUUUGACAGAGCAUCAAACAGGAGAAUGAGAUAUGGUUUUGUGGCUUUGUGGCAUGUCGCAAUCAUGAGCAAUGCAGUAUAACCUGUUUCAUGCCAGCAUACCCACUUGUCUCGAUAAGCUAAUCAAACAACCUAUCAAAAAGUCACGCUCAGGCAUUUAUUUUUUAUUUUUUAUCAAAUGCUUCUUGUCAAGCAAAAACGAUAACGUUUAACAAUUGUACACCACUUAAUUUCAUCCUUGAUUGUAAUGAUUAAUUAAUGUGUUAACGUUUUAAUUGAAUGUAAGUGAAAAUAGAGAAAUGCCUCUUAAUAAAUGUCAUUUUUAAGAUGAAAAAGUAAUUACACUUCUCAAAUAGCCUACUGAAGUGAAACAUUGUUAGUUGUUGUCAAAGUAAUCGAAUGCACGUAUCGCUACAGUAACAGAACCAGUCUAUUGAAAAGCAGAAGGGAAAACACCAGCUGAAUGUCUAUACUUCAUGAAAGUACAGAGAUAAAGAUGCAACUCCUCCGUCACACACUGGUUCCUCAGAAGGGUUCCAGUGAUGGGUUCCCUCUGGCUCAAUGCUGGACCUGGCAGACGUACUUCUCUCCAGACUCCCAGGUAGAGUGGGGUAAAGUAAGAGUGCUGCUUGUGCUGUAAGUCCCAUCAGGAAUACGUAUAGACUGGCUGUCCUGUUGGUCUCCGGAGACACCCUUCCCAUCCAUUGUCCAACUCACAGUGACCUGAUCAGGGUAGAAGUUGUUGAUCAGACACAGCAGCCUGAUCUGACCACGAGUUCUGGUCAGGCCCUUACCAGUUGGGACACUGACCUGAGCGGCGGCUGUGGCAUGACCUGUGGAAAAUAUAUUCAUGAAUAAAUGGAAAUGCAAAGCAUCAGCAUCUGGUAGUAUACUACAUUAUGGUAAUUAAAAACAUAUUUAAAACAAUUCUCUUGGAAUUAAAAAGGUUAGAUAUUAUACAACCUGAAAAUCAAACUAGCAAGUGUUUAAUCCUUAAGAGUCGAUUAAUGAACAUAAUACAAAAUCCCCAUCAAAAAUCUGUUUAAUCAAGAGAUAUGUUUCUGCAUGGGCUGCAUCUCAAUCCACCGCAUCCGCCUGUGCUGGCCUUCCUCAUCUGCGGUGGAAAGUGGCAGAGCUACAGUACAGCGCUGUUUGUCAGACCAGGAGACCUCCCGAAAAUCAGUCUUCUCAUGAAAACAUUUGUAGCAUCCGAACGCUUUAACCACUCUUUGGAAUGGGGAGACUCCCACGAACACGAUGGUGUUCUCCAUUUUGCUCUACGACCCCCACUAGUGUCACAGAACUCGUCGGGAGGGAACCCGGGACUUAAAUAUAGUUAAAAAUAGUAUUUAUAUUAUUUAAAUAGUUAAAUAUGUGUCCAAAAAUAUAUAUAUUUCCUGAGCUUUCUUAUAUCUUCUAGAUAUUGGACAGACACUUCAAAACCUUAUUCCUUAUUAUAAUUUUUUUGUUUUGCCAUUCUAUGCAUUUCUAUGGGCUAUAGUAGUAAAGGCCAAAUUCUAUAUUUUAUCAAACAUUUAAAAUGUUGAUACCUACAGGGGUCCUAAAAUUCAAUAUCAAAUAGCUAAAUGAUCCAUGGUAUGACCAUCUUAAAACAAUUCCAUAUGUUACCUUAUACCUUAGUAGAACACCCCCCCCCCCCUCUCCUUUAGUAUUUCCAUAGCCUCCAGCAUAAACAGAUUGAAAUAUGUAUAAAUGCAGAUAGACAAUAUGAAUACAUCUAUUCUUGAUUUACAUAAUAACAUAUUUUGUACAUUUGUAAAAUACAAUAUAAUUAAGAAAAAUAUUGGUAACACUUUAUUAUAAUAACUAUCAUGAAUAGAUGUGUAAACAUUUUAUAAGCAUUCUAAGCCUCCCAUUCCAUAAUAAUUUAGAACAUUUAUUAUCAUUUUUAAAGCAUUUAUAAGCAUUUAUGAAGGCUUCAUGAAAUUUAUAAUAUGAUAGGAUGAAAUAAAGUGUUACCAAAACAUUAGAUUUAUGAAAUUGAUUGAAUAAAGAAAAUCAUUAAACAGCGUACACAACUGCAGUGUUUUGAUGGAUCCAUUCCAAUUCAGCAGCAUAGAGAGGCCAAUAUCAAAAUGAAAAUGUCUCUGAAAGAAUAACAAGCCCUUGUUUUUUAUGAAAAUAGUUGUUUGUUACAGUAAAAUAUCUGUUCACAAUUACACCAUGAUGGUUCCACUUACAAUAAUAACAGAAAUGUCUAUAAACAAUAUAGUUUAUUGAUUAGAAACAUUGUAUAAAUAUUUGCAACUUACUCUUAACGGUCCGUUUGGUCGUUUGCCCAAACAUGUACCACAGUGAUUUAAACAGAUGAGGAGGUUCAAAAACCUCUCUCCACUAAAAUCACUGGACCAUGAAUGGCACUAGUUGGUAGAAUUUCAAAACAAAUAUCAACCACGACAGUAUCAUACAAAUUAUCCAUCAUUUAAUGUAACUAUUCAAUUGUUUAUCAUCAUUUUUUACAACUCUUUUCAGUGAGAGAGAUUAUAUUUCUAUUGAUUUGUUAUAAACUAUGAACAAUCUUACAGUGGGAGUUAAGGAUUUGUUUUCAAAUAGUUUUACUCAAUAACAUUACAAUUUCAAACAUGAAUCCUUAUCUUACUGAUCAAUCCAGUGGAUGUAUAUUUGUGUACACAAAUAGCUCAUUACAGUUGAAAGAUUUGGCACCAGGAAUCAUCCCAUACUGAUCAUGUCAUCACAGUGAUUCCUAGCCUGGUCCCAUUUCUCAAUUCAAUAUCCAUUAAUGUAAAUUUAAAAAAUCACAACAGCCUUUAUUCCAGGAUCAGCUGUAUCAUGUCCCAGGUAACAUGGGACUUUAUAGCUCCUGCAUAAGGAGUCUGAGAGGUUGUCCAUGUACAGUAGAUAUGUCAUUAUUGAUGGAAGCAAAAUAUCCAGAAACAACAUGUUUUCAAUGAGGAAAUGUAGAUCCCAAAUGUCCAUAUGACCUCUAACACAUACGAGAAAGGCUGUUUUGACCGAAUGUAGAGUCUAGUGUAAACCGAGGUUACAAGCAUGGAACAGUUUUUCAAUGAAGCUAAACUGUGCACUGGAGCUCGCCAACAUUCUCUUAUGAGAACGGUGAUCUGAGGUUUAUGUACAGCUGUAUUUCACUGUGUGGAUGGAAAUGUUUCACUGUGUUGACAGUAAUACUAACUUCGUCCUCUGCUUAACCUCCACUGAUAGUGAAGGUGGUGUGAGCUCCAGUAUAGGAGCCACCAAACUGACCCGGGUGAGCAUAAAUACCUCUGGUUACCAUCAUAAAAAGAGUUUUGGGUGCCUGUCCAGGUUUAAACUGGUGCACCUCCAUAUCAUUGCCAAUGUCUUGUGAGGCUCUACAGAGAAUUUGCACAGUGUCUCCAGGCUGGACAGAGGGGACUGGUACACUGUGAUUAUGUCCCAUGAACCUGCAAUCAGGACACAUUAGGACAAUACAGACAUUGUCACUCUACAAGAAACAUGGUAUAGAGGAGACGGACCCACUGGUUGCCCUCUCGGUUACAAAGAGCUGGUAGUCCCAUCCACCAAACUACCAGGUGUGAAACAGGGAAGAGACUCAAGGGAGUAUGCUAAUUUGGUAUAGAGCAGACCUAACCCACUAUUGAAUUAGUCCAAACAAGAACAUUUUACUUCCAGCUCAAAAUUAAUAAGGAAAUUAUCUCAACAGAGACAAAUGUCCUCAUGUGUGCUACCUAUAUCCCCCCAAUAGAAUCAUCAUACUUUAACAAUGACAACUUAAUUGGGAGAUGUACUAGUCUGUGGUGACCUAAAUGCCAGAACUGGACAAGAACCUGACACUCUCAGCACACGGGGACAAAUACCUCCCUGGAGGUGACAGUAUUCCCUCCCAAAUAUGCCCCCCAUAGACACAACUAUGACAAAACAACCAACAAAAACGGGUCACAACUCCUGCAGCUCUGUCGCAUGCUGGGUCUGUACAUAGUCAAUAGUAGGCUUCAAGGAGUCUCCAUUGGUAGGUACAUCUACAGCUCAUUCCUUGGCAGUAGUACUGUAGAUUACUUUAUCACUGACCUCAAACCAGAGUCUCUCAGAGCAUUCACAGUCAGCCCACUGAAACCCCCAUUGCAGCAAAAUCACAGUCUAAUUGAACAGAGCAAUACUCUAUCAUGAGGCAUCAAAGCAAAAGGAACUGCUCAAUAUUAAUGCUAUAGAUGGAAGGAAAGUAGUGUAGAAACCUACCAAAAAACUAUUAGGCAAGAACAAAAUCAAUCCCUUUUAGAAAACUUCCUGGACAAAACAUUUCACUGUAAUAGUAAAGGUGUAAACCUGGCUGUAGAACGUCUAAACAGUAUAUUUAACAUUUCAGCUUUCCUAUCACAUAAAAAAAUGUCAAGGAGACAACCUAAGAAAAUUAAAAACAAUGACAAAUGGUUUGAUGAAUAAUGCAAAAACCUAAGAAUGAAAUUAAGAAACCUAUUUAACCAAAAACAUAGAGACCCAGAAAACCUGAGUCUACGCCUUGACUAUGGUGAAUCACUAAAACAACACAAAAAUACACUACGGAAAAAUCAGGAACAGCACGUAAGAAACCUUCCGCACAGACACCAGACGUUUUUUAAAGCCUGGAUAAUACUUGCCAGCUUACCAGUAUCGGACUGUUUUCUCCACUACAACGCCGGAUUCCUGCCGUAAGCCCUGGACCUAUAUUCCUGAUCAACACAGCUAGCUAGCUGUCACCGAGUGACCCAGCCUCGAAGCUAGCCCUGAGCCAGGCCCACCUCCCGGCCUACUCAGUGAUCACUCGGCUACACAGCUGAUGCCUCCUGGACUCUACCCCAACACGGCUAGAAUCCACUACUCCACCGGAUCCUUGCCAUAAGCUCUGGACCUUUGCAUCGGAUCAUCGCUGCUAGUUAGCUGCUACGGAGUGGCUAUAGUGGCUAACACCCUUGCCCCAAAGCUAGCACCAGUUAGCCGCGAGCCAGGCGCAUCUCCCGGCUAACAAGCUAAAUUACUACAACUACAAUACCCCUUUCGCCAUCUGGCCUGAACCCUUUGUCGACACGGCGCCCCGCCGUACCACCACGACUGGUCUGCCGACGGAAUUCCAUCUGCUGUGCCCUCAACCGGCCAUUGCCGGACAUCGGAACAGACGCUUCUACUAACCCCGGCCUGCUAACUUUAAACGCUGUGUCUCCCGCGUGCUAGCGUAGUAACAACUACCCUGCGGCUUCCCUGUUCCAUCUAUUGCUGUUCACUGGACCGUAUGAUUACUUGGCUAUGUAGCUGAUGCCUGCUGGACUGUUCAUUAAUCACGGUACUCCAUUUUGUUUAUUUUUUUGUUUAUCUGUUGGCCCCAGCCUCGAACUCAGGCCCUGUAUGUAGUUAACCAACCUUCUCUGCCCAUUCAUCGCCAUUUUACCUGUUGUUGUUGUCUUAGCUGAUUAGCUGUUGUUGUCUUACCCGUUGUUGUCUUAGCUAGCUCUCCCAAUCAACACCUGUGAUUGCUUUAGGCCUCGCUUUGUCUCUCUCAAAUGUCAAUAUGCCUUGUAUACUGUUGUUUAGGAUAGUUAUCAUUGUUUUAGUUUACUGCGGAGCCCCUAGUCCCACUCAACAUGCCUCAGAUACCUCCUUUGUCCACCUCCCACACAUGCGGUGACCGCACCCAGCAUAACUAGCGCGUCCAGAGAUACAACCUCUCUUAUCAUCACUCAGUGCCUGGGUUUACCUUCACUGUACCCUCACCCCACCAUACCCCUGUCUGUACAUUAUGCACUGAAUCUAUUCUACCACAACUAGAAAUCUGCUCCUUUUAUUCUCUGUCCCCAACGCACUAGACAACCAGUUUUGAUAGCCUUUAGCCGUACCCUCAUCCUACUCCCUCCUCUGUUCCUCGGGUGAUAUGGAGGUUAAUCCAGGCCCUGCAUGUCCCCAGGCACUCUCAUUUGUUGACUUCUGUAACCGAAAAAGCCUUGGUUUCAUGCAUGUUAACAUCAGAUGCCUCCUCCCUAAGUGUCACGUUCCUGACCUUAUUUCCUUUGUUUUGUCUUUGGUUGGUCAGGACGUGAGCUGGGUGGGCAUUCUAUGUUAUGUGUUUCUAUGUUGGGUUCAUUUUCAAUUAGCCUGAUAUGGUUCUCAAUCAGGGGCAGGUGUUUUACGUUUCCUCUGAUUGAGAACCAUAUUAAGGUAGACUGUUCUCACUGUUUGUUUGUGGGUGAUUGUUCCUGUGUCAGUGUUUGUGCCAAAUGGGACUGUUUUGUUCGUUCGUUCGUUCGUGUGUACGUUCCUGUUCGUGCGUUCUUGUUUAAUGUUCUCAAGUACAGGUCUGUUCACGUCGUUUUGUUAUUUUGUCAAGUGUUCUUCGUGUUCGUCUUUCUUUAAUAAAUAAUUAUCUAUU
Molecule: messenger RNA, 15054 nt
Organism: Salvelinus fontinalis (brook trout)
Lineage: Eukaryota; Metazoa; Chordata; Actinopteri; Salmoniformes; Salmonidae
Exons: 2
Coding region: 7155-8687 (510 amino acids)
Source: RefSeq, a predicted model, not a curated record